AUGAAGAUCCUCACCCGAGCCGAAGAAGAAGACCAUUACCAGGCAGUUAUCAAAGGAGGCACCAGAUGGGGACUAACUGGCUUGACUAGUGGUACGAUAGCCGCAUCACUUGCCAAUCGGUAUUGGUCCGGAUUUCGGAGUUUAACUUUACCACUGAAAGCUUUUGCAGUCACAUCGAUCGGCACGUUUUCACUGAUAAUCGGAGCAGACAGAGCCUCACGCGCGUACGAAGAUAACAAAUUUGAUCAUGAUUUGGAUGGGCGUUGGGAUGACCAAAACUUGGAACAUCGCCUAGGCAUCGAAGAUCAGGGGGACGACCAUCAUCGCAAGAGAUCCGAUCGAUCAGAUUCAUUAAGCUCAAGAGAUCAACUCAUUGAAUAUCUGAAGCAGAAAAAAUACGAGAUCGUAAUAGGCGGCUGGGCUGCUUCAAUGGUUGGCUCCUUUGGAUUGGUCGCGGCGCAACCGAUGCCAUUUACACAGAAACUCGUCCAAGCAAGAAUGUAUGCUCAAAGUUUGACGGUCGCGAUGAUCCUCGCUUCGGCUGGACUGGCGAGUAUGGCGACUUCAAGUUCUAAUGAUGCCACAUCCGAACAAAGCCUACGCACCAAUUCAAUGUACAAGUUCAAGAAAGGCUCGCCUCAUGAACUGCGCGAGCAAGGACUCAAAGACUCCAAGAUCCGCCAGGUAUCUUAA
Puccinia triticina is the source of this 693-nucleotide messenger RNA. RefSeq lists its product as uncharacterized. Gene Ontology annotation, cellular component: mitochondrial inner membrane. Gene Ontology annotation, biological process: mitochondrial respiratory chain complex IV assembly. The transcript is spliced from 6 exons. The record is from RefSeq and is a predicted model, not a curated record. The coding region runs from base 1 to 693 and encodes 230 amino acids. Lineage: Eukaryota; Fungi; Basidiomycota; Pucciniomycetes; Pucciniales; Pucciniaceae.